AUGGAGUUUAUUUUGCUGGGAUUUCCUCUCAGCAGGCAGGUGGAGCUGCUGUUCUUGGUGCUGCUACUGCCCACAUUCCUGCUGACGCUCCUGGGGAACCUGCUGAUGAUCUCUGUGGUGCCGUCCUACUCCCGCCUCCACACCCCCAUGUACUUCUUCCUGUGCAACCUCAUCCUGGACAUCCUCUGCACCUCCGUCAUUUCUCCAAAAGCAUUGGCCAACUCAGUAUCUGGGGAUAAAACCAUCUCCUUUGCUGGCUGUAUCACCCAGUGCUAUUUCUACUUCUUCCAGGGCACGGUAGGGUUUCUCCUGCUGACAGUCAUGUCCUAUGACCGCUAUGUCACCAUCUGCUACCCCCUGCGGUAUAGCACCAUCAUGAGGCCUUCUGUCUGCAUUGGGACCGUUGUGUUCUCUUGGGUGGGAGGCUUCCUGCCUGUGCUCUUUCCAACCAUCCUCAUCUCCUAGCUGUCCUUCUGUGACUCCAACAUCUUUGACCACUUCUUCUGUGACAGUGGGCCCUUGCUGGCCCUGGCCUGUGGCACCACUGCCAUUGAGCUGAGGGAUUUUAUGCUUUCGUCCACAGUCAUCCUCUGCUGCAGGGUCCUCGUGGCCUGUUCCUAUACGUACAUCGUCCUGACAGUAGCAUGCAUCCCUUCUGCAAGUGGGAGGAAGAAGCCCUUCAACACCUGUGCUUCCCACCUGACCAUAGUUGUGAUUUCUGGUAGCAUCAUGGUUAUCUAUGUGACUCCCUCCCAGAAAGAAUAUCUGGAAAUCAACAAGGUCCCUUCCAUCCUGAGCAGUAUUGUGGCUCCAUUCCUCAACCCCUUCAUAUAUACUCUAAGGAAUGACACGGUGUUGGGGUUCCUCAGGGAUGUGUGGGUCAGGGUUCGAACAGUUUUGGAAAAGAGUAUGAGAACAAUGCCGAGGAGCGGAUUGUCCUCCAACAGUGACCACAGAGGAGGGGCUAGUUCCUCUUUCUCUUCACUACCGGGUAUCCGUCGUUCAAAUCCCCAGUAUUAA
Balaenoptera ricei (Rice's whale) is the source of this 1020-nucleotide messenger RNA. Its product is annotated as olfactory receptor 6J1. Lineage: Eukaryota; Metazoa; Chordata; Mammalia; Artiodactyla; Balaenopteridae. Gene Ontology annotation, biological process: G protein-coupled receptor signaling pathway. The record is from RefSeq and is a predicted model, not a curated record. Gene Ontology annotation, molecular function: G protein-coupled receptor activity; olfactory receptor activity. Gene Ontology annotation, cellular component: membrane.